This is a messenger RNA of Aspergillus alliaceus, 1023 nucleotides long. RefSeq names its product aldo/keto reductase family protein. The transcript is spliced from 2 exons. Lineage: Eukaryota; Fungi; Ascomycota; Eurotiomycetes; Eurotiales; Aspergillaceae. Bases 1 to 1023 code for a protein of 340 amino acids. The record is from RefSeq and is a predicted model, not a curated record.
AUGCCAUUCCCCAAAAGCGCCCUCCCCGCCGUCUUCGGCUCCAUGACCUUCGGCAAAGCCGGUGUGGAAGGCGUCCGUGUCUCGACCAUUGAAGACGCAGCCGCUAUCCUUGACGUAUUCCAAGCACACGGCCAUAAAGAGGUCGAUUCGGCGAGAUUAUAUGGCGCAGGUUCAACCGAGGAGACUCUGGCGAAGGUACAUUGGGCCGAGCGCGGGCUAGUGAUGGAGACGAAGCUGUAUCCCAGCGCUGGAAAGAAUAUGGGGGGCAUGAGUGCGUUAGCAUAUAGGCAUACGGCAAAGGAUUUGAGGAGGGGGAUGAUGGAGAGUUUAGAGGCGUUGGGGACGAGGAAGGUUGAUAUGUGGUAUUUACAUGGCCCAGACCGGAAUACUCCGUUUGAGGAGACUCUUCGCGAGGUCAAUGAGCUCUACAAGGAGGGAUACUUUAAUCGGUUGGGGAUCAGUAAUUAUAUGUCGUGGGAGGUUGCGCAGAUCUGUGAGAUCUGUGAAAAGAACGGUUGGAUCAAGCCCUCUGUUUAUCAGGGUAUUUACUCGGCUAUUCACCGGGCUAUUGAGCCUGAGUUGCUUCCUUGUCUUCGAUACUAUGAUAUUGCGCUUUAUGCGUUCCAGCCUUUGGCGGGGGGCUUUUUGACCUCGCGGUAUCGGAGGGAUAUGUCGGAUGAGGAGCAUGAGCCCGGUUCUCGGUUUGAUCCGAAGAGGUGGCAGGGGAAUCUCCAUCGGGGGCGCUAUUGGAAUGAGUUUUACUUUGAUGCCCUGGAUGUUAUUCGGCCGGUGGCGAAGAAACUGGGCUUGACGGAGGCAGAGUGUGCUUUUCGGUGGUUGUCUCAUCAUAGUGGGAUGGGGAGGGAGAAGGGGGAUGCUAUUAUUGUUGGGGCUAGCAGUGCUGCGCAGUUGGAGCAGAAUCUGACCGAUAUGGAGAAGGGGCCCUUGCCCGAGGAAAUGGUGGAGGCGCUGGAUGCAGCUUGGUUACGGGUUAAGGGGGUCGUUCCGAAGUAUUUCCAUUAG